GCGAGCUGUAUUUUCCACGAUUUUCACAUGACUGUUUAUCAUCUAUAACAAUACUUAACAACAAUAAUAGAGGGAAACAGUGAGGAUGAGUUGUAUUACUUAUUUCUCGAUAAAAAUAUUUGUGUUUGCCUAUCUAUGUGUGAAAAUUCCAUAAGAAUACUCGACCAAAAGGAUUGUAAGAGCCCAUUAUGUGUGGAAGGUGACAGAUAUUGCUUUCAUCGUAAGAAUAUAGGCAAAGCUUUGAUAUUUAAUCAAAGUGUGUUCCACCAUCUAUCAAGCCGACCUGGAUCCAAGGUUGAUAGAGAAAAUAUAGAGAGGUCUUUAACACAUCUCGGUUUCCAAGUUGAUACUUAUGUUAAUCUUUCAACAGAGGAUGUUAAAAGUGUUCUCGAUGCGGAGUCUGCAAGAGAUUACAGUUUAGAGAAUAGCUUUAUGUGUGUUUUUAUGAGCCAUGGAUCAGAAGGUGUUAUUCAUUGUGAAGAUGGUCCUUUAGAUAUUUCAACCAUACUGCAAUAUUUUGACGCAAAAAAUUGCCCGUCUCUAUUUGGGAAGCCAAAGUUAUUCAUAGUUAACGCCUGUCGUGGUGAUAAAAUGGACCCUGGUGUAGAUGUGGUAGACUCUAUUGAAGAUUCUCUCACUUUUCCAAUACCAUUUACUUUAUUAGAUGAAGAUUUUAUUCUAGUCUACUCGGUCGUAUCAGGUUAUGCUUCUGCAAGAGAUUUCAGAACCGGUUCCUGUUUUAUUUCCGCCUUAAGCGAGACACUGUUAAAUCAUGGGAAAUCUAUGGACUUUGUUAAACUAAUGACUAGAGUAAAUGCGAAGAUAGCUUUUGAAUUUGAACGUAAAGGUGGUAAAAAACAAAUGCCUUGUGUUUAUAGUAUGCUGAAGAAGGAUCUCCAUUUCUAAUUUAAUUGUGAUUGUCGGAUAGGGUGGAGU
Molecule: messenger RNA, 936 nt
Organism: Lottia gigantea (owl limpet)
Lineage: Eukaryota; Metazoa; Mollusca; Gastropoda; Lottiidae
Exons: 5
Coding region: 136-906 (256 amino acids)
Biological process (GO): apoptotic process; proteolysis
Cellular component (GO): cytoplasm
Source: RefSeq, a predicted model, not a curated record